AUGGCGUUUCUUCGCGGAGUGUCCGACUGCUUCUGGAACUACGUCAGUCCGCGCAAGACACAACAGCGCCGCGAAAAGCCGUAUGCCUUCAAGGUGCCUGCGCUGCCCACUCGAUCCGCUGCUCUGUCAAAACACACCACACCACCGCCUACACGAGACAUGAGUCCCGAAGCGCACGUCAAGACCCGGGGACUCAGCCCACCGAGCACUCACUACGAUAUCGAUGCGACGCUGCUACCGCCCUCCCCACCAGCCUCGGCCAUGUCGUCCAAGGACCUGGAAGGAGAUACCCUGGUCGCGCAUUCGCCCAUCGCACUCGCGAGGGACCACGAAAACGAUGGCUCUUCGGCCGACCUAUGGGAUGCGAACGAAGAGACCAUGGUCGUUGAUGACGGCACCUACAUGGUCGUACAAAAGAAGGUCAACCACGACCAGGAGCGGCACAGACAAGAUCAACAAGCCCGUGAGCUGCGCGAUGCUGGUUGGUCUGAGGACGCCGUCUUUCUCUUUCAGAAGCUGGGCAUGCGCGGAUUUGAGCCAUUGAUGCCCAUCAGCUGGAUCGAUGAUCUCGAGACUGUCCCCGCAGACCUAUUCACCGAGAAUAUCGACAAGGCGUUCAUCAAGCCAGCCUGCGGUACUGAUUACAGUGCGCAGCAUGCUCUCGAGAAGCUGUUCGACCUGGGCGGUGUCGCUCGCGACGCCUGGCAGACGCGGACGAAGCGCGCUCCCCACUUCCAGAUCGGCAAGGCUGUCAAGGCAUACACAAAAUGGGCUAUGAAGGACGGCAGAGUCGAGCAUCUCUGGUCCCAGCUCCCUCUAUUCCAGACCGUCACCUUCUCAAGACAUGUACACCCGGCCGUCGGAGAGCGCAAGAUGAUCGAGAAGCUUGGUCGGCUACACGAGCUAUGGUACGACGCUCUACAGAUCGAUGAGGCAGCAGCCCGCGGAGACGCUAUUGUGCCUGAAGUUCCGACCCUCUAUGGUAUCACUGCAACGCACACCGUCCUGGCGUUUGUGAGCUACGCGCCGCCGACCUUGAAGAACGAACAACCUUCACUACGUUUACUCGCCAUGUACGACUUUAUGCAGGAAGGCUGUGAUGUUUGGAACUCACUUGCUAUCUCCAUCUUCAUCAUUCACGCGAGGAACAGAAUGAUGCAGUUGAGGGAGUGGCUUCCAGAGCCGGAGGUAUCAACCGGCGAAGACCCUGAUCUUUGA
Alternaria novae-zelandiae is the source of this 1218-nucleotide messenger RNA. RefSeq lists its product as uncharacterized. The record is from RefSeq and is a predicted model, not a curated record. The transcript is spliced from 2 exons. The coding region runs from base 1 to 1218 and encodes 405 amino acids. NCBI's taxonomy places the organism in Eukaryota, Fungi, Ascomycota, Dothideomycetes, Pleosporales, Pleosporaceae.